AUGUCGAAAUUGGAUGAAAUGAAAAAUUCGUUGGAUAGAAUUGAAGAGAGAGAACUUGCUCCUGAAUGUGUGAGUGAGAAAUCUGAAAUGAUGAUGGAAUUGGACAAGUUGAAACGUACUUUUGAGUGUGAGGUAGAAAACGCUGAAAAACAACGCAAUCAACUAAUCGGGAAGCAGGAGACACUAACCGAUGCGGAACAAUUAGUGGAGGCAUUGACUGUGCUUAUCGGCAAAGGAAAUGUGUUACUCAGUGAUGCAAAGGCCGACCCAAGCUCGUAUGCAAGUACAGCAGAACUGUUUGAGCACCCACUGAAAGAUGCUCAAAUGUUAAUUGAAACUGCGUCCACAAAAGGAAUAGAUCUGAGUCAACUGAACGAUAUGGUUAGGGAUGCGAAAUGUUUGCAUACACAGUUGGUAAGAAGAAAAGAUUUGUGGCGAGAGUUUGUCAUCCAACGUGACAUGACUCUAGAUCAACUUGAAGUGAUCGAAGGACCAUUAAGAGAAAUUACGAGAAAACCAGUUCGGCCUUCGAACGAAGUGCUGCUUGAUUUGGACGAGUUAAAGAUGGUACAAGCGGACGUUCAAGAAUUGCGGCAAAAAGCUGCCGAACUUCGCUGCCUCUCUGAGGAAUUAGAUCCGUUAGAAAGCGUCUAUGCAGAUGUAAGAUUCAUGGACACUGACAUUGAACAAACACAACAACAGCUGGGAGAUAUUAUGCAGCUGAUGGACACGGAACUCAAUGAAGAAUCCGUCAUAAUGGGAUCACUACAAGACAUGGAAAACGAUUUCCAUCAGCUCGAGGACAAGGUCCCCAGUGCGACGAAUAACGAACAACUCUCAAAUGUGAAUAUUACGCUUGCAAUCAUCAUAGGAUGUCAACUCUUUCAUGCUCAGUUAGCUUAA
Molecule: messenger RNA, 903 nt
Organism: Anisakis simplex (herring worm)
Lineage: Eukaryota; Metazoa; Nematoda; Chromadorea; Rhabditida; Anisakidae
Source: the annotation of a GenBank genome assembly